Myxocyprinus asiaticus (Chinese sucker) is the source of this 3319-nucleotide messenger RNA. RefSeq names its product phosphomevalonate kinase (gene pmvk). The record is from RefSeq and is a predicted model, not a curated record. Gene Ontology annotation, biological process: isopentenyl diphosphate biosynthetic process, mevalonate pathway; cholesterol biosynthetic process. The transcript has 6 exons. Bases 322 to 915 code for a protein of 197 amino acids. Gene Ontology annotation, molecular function: phosphomevalonate kinase activity. Gene Ontology annotation, cellular component: cytoplasm. Lineage: Eukaryota; Metazoa; Chordata; Actinopteri; Cypriniformes; Catostomidae.
GUGUGAGAGAGUGUGUGUGUGUGUGUGUGAGAGAGAGAGAGAGAAAAAUAGAGAGAGUGUGUGUGUGAGUGAGAGAGAGAAAGAGAGAGAGAGUGUGUGUGUUUGUGUGUGUGAGAGAGAGAGAGAGAGAUUGAGUGUGUGUGUGUGUGAGAGAGAGAGAGAGAGAGAGAGUGUGUGUGUGUAUACACGUGUUGUCGGUGUUUUUAAAUAAUUCCCAUCACACCGAAUCAAAACCUUGAGCUGGUCUGCAGGGUGGAUAUUCCGAUUAUUGGUUCCGUUUCUGUGCACUGUAUAUACUGUAGAGGACAUGUAAGUAAAGCCAUGACACCUGCACAGCCAAGGAUUAUUCUGUUAUUCAGCGGGAAACGGAAGUCAGGGAAGGACUUCGUGACUGAUUUAUUCCAGAAAAGAGUCACUGGAGAGAUGUGCUGCAUACUCAGACUGUCUGCACCUCUCAAACAACAGUAUGCACAGGAUCAUGAUCUGGACUAUGAGGCACUCUUGGGUUCUGGUCAGUAUAAAGAGAGUUAUCGUGCUGAUAUGAUCCAGUGGGGUGAGAUGAAGCGACAGCAGGAUUCUGGAUUCUUCUGUAGACUGGCCAUUAAACAUGCCACACAACCACUCUGGAUAAUCAGUGACUGCAGACGUGUGUCCGAUGUGCAGUGGUUCCGUCAGGAGUUUCCUGAUAAAUGUGUGUGUGUUCGGGUGGAGGCGUCUGAGGAAACACGGUCACAGAGAGGCUGGAGGUUCACUGCAGGUGUAGAUGAUGCUGAGUCGGAGUGUGGUUUGGAUGAGGGAGUGACUUUUGACUGGAUCAUCAGGAAUGAUGGAGAUGAAGAUGAUCUGCAGGCGCAGCUGGAGGGACUGCUGUCAUUGGUCAAGUCAAAAACACAAAACAAUAUUCAACUGGUUUGAUGAAGUUUUACAGAUUGUUUAUUUGCUGUCAGUCUUAGACUCUGUUCAACUGGAGCCCUCGCAAACUCAAGAAAUAGCUCAUUCAAAAAACGAAGGUUCCGUCAUCACUUACUCCACACUUCUUCUGUGUUCUUCAGUGGAACAAAAAAGGAGAAAUUCUGAAGAAUGUUCAAAGUGAAAGCAUACAGAGACAAGCUCCAAAAAGGACAAAAGACACUAUUAAAGCACCACAGAAAUAGUCCAUAUGACUCAUGUGCUAUAUUCCAAAUCUUCUGAAGUCCCACGAUGUCUUUGUGUGAGGAACAGACCAGAAAUCAGACUUUAAAAAUUAUUCACUUAUUCUUAAAAUCUCAUUAGCUCUUUUUUUAACUUUGUAGGUUGCGAUUAGUUAUGAGACAGGCAAAAAAAGUCGGAAUAUAGCAAAAACAAUUUGCGAAUGUGUUCUAGAGAACAAAAUAGUCAUUUCUGGAGAAACUGGCACAAAAUGGAAGUUGAAGCCACUGUGGCUCUUUUAUUAAAUGUAAUAAAUUACUUGUGGUUUAGAGCACACUGACCAAACACUCUCGCAAACUUCUUGUUUGCCUACAUUCAGCAGCAGAUGUCUUAGGUCUGGGUGCGAAAGCGUGUCGCUCAGUUCUGGGAGGUAAUAACAGACAAUCAUUUUCAGGACAGGCUUUGGCACCGGCAUUUCAGAAUGACCAGAGCAACAUUUCAGAUGUUGUGCCAUGAUAUUGGUCCAGUUAUGAGAGAAUUGUUCAUUCACAUGACUUGAGGCAAAGUCACAUGACUUUUUGUUUAUGUGCAUCUAGUAUUUAUUCAGUAAAUGUGUUUCUACUGGUUUAUUUGUCUUCUUUUUGAAAAAAAAAAAAAAAAAUCAUAUAAAUGAUAUGUUUUUAUGCUCAUUUUGGUGUUUCCAUUUAGUUUUUAUGCGAUAUCCAAAAAUUUGCAUAAAAAUAUGUGGAUGAAAACCCAACUAUUGGCAUCAAACUUGGCAUAACACAUCUUGACAUUUAAAGGGAUAGUUGACCCAAAAAUGAAAAUUCUCUCAUCAUUUACUCACCCUCAUAACAUUCCACAUAUGUAUGACUUUCUUUCUUCUGCUGAACACAAACAAAGAUUUUUAGAAGAAUAUUUCAGCUCUGUAGUCAUAUGAAUCAUUUUACAAAACUUUAUGGUGCUUUUUUGGAGUUUGACUAUACCGAAUACUUGAAAUAUAUGGAAAAGGUCAGCGUGAACAUUCUGUGAAACUUUAUUGAUCCAUGGAAGAACAAAGGUUUGCAUGUCAGCUCUUAUGACAUAUCUGCUUCAGCAGUACCGUCAUCUAGAAUGUGAGCACAUGUGAAACAGCAUGUAAAUAAACUUUACACAGUGUGUGUACAGGUAAUACUGGAUCUAUAGGUGUAGUUUUUCUUUUAUAAGGAUAGUUGACCCAAAAAUGAAAAUUCUCUCAUCAUUUACUCACCCUCAUGUCAUCCCAGAUAUGUAUGACUUUAUUUCUUCUGCAGAACACAAAGAUUUUUAGAAGAAUAUUUCAGCUCUGUAGGUCCAUGCAAUGCAAGUGAAUGGUGACCAGAACUUUGAAGCUCCAAAAAGCAGAUCAAGGCAGCAUAAAAGUAAUCCACCAAACUCCAGUGGUUUAAUCAAUGUCUUCUGAAGUGAUAUAAUCAGUUUUGGGUGAGAACAGACUAAAAUGUAACUCCUUUUUCACUGUACAUAUUGACAGUUGUUUCCUUGGCGAUCAUGAUUUCAAGCUUGAUUACACUUCCUAUCCAGUUUUCCUGAUCAAUCACUGGGUGGUGCCAUGAUGAUUCUAAUUGCCUGUUUUCUGUUCUGGUCUCGAGACGCAAUGUAAAACGAACCAAAACGAGGGAUCCAGAUAGAGAACAACAACCAUUUCUGUGUUAGUUGGAGUAAAAAUGAACUUCAGGCUCAACUUGUGUAGCUGUUGGCUGUCAUAACACAAAGUAGUACAUGAUAUAAAUGUAAUUAACCUCGGAUCAUCACUAAAUGACAUUCACACACACUCAGGUGAGGCACUGUCAAUAAAAAGUAAUCUCGACUCUGUGAAGUAUUGGCACUAUACAACAGCCACGUGUUUUUUGACAAAUGCAAUACUUCAAACAGCACAUUAUCUGCUAAUAAUAUACGCCGACGCGAGUGAAAACACUGGAGACCAGAAACUGAAAACAGGUGAAUCGUGGAUCAGGAAUAAGGUGGAUAGCUCUGUGCAUGCAUCAAUCACAAGGAAAUGUGAUUGAGCUUGAAAUCACGAUCAUCACGGAGACUGCUGUCAAUGUGUAUAGUGAAAAAGGAGUUACAUUUUGAUCAGUUCUCACCCAAAAUCAGCUGGAUCAAUUCUGAAGACAUUGAUGAAACCACUGGAGUUUGAUUGAUUAUGUUUAUG